Molecule: messenger RNA, 678 nt
Organism: Dichomitus squalens LYAD-421 SS1
Lineage: Eukaryota; Fungi; Basidiomycota; Agaricomycetes; Polyporales; Polyporaceae
Product: WD40 repeat-like protein
Exons: 2
Coding region: 1-678 (225 amino acids)
Molecular function (GO): protein binding
Source: RefSeq, a predicted model, not a curated record
AUGGCACAGCUGACCAACGCCUCAGUCGCUGCGGUUGGCCAUGACGACAACUUAUUGGUCGUCGUGGUUUCCCCUGACAGCAAGUGGAUCGCGAGUGGGUCAGAGGAUAGCACUAUCAUUGUCUGGGACUCGGAUGGACAGCUGUGCACCCUGCACAAGGUCCUUCGGGGGCAUACACAGUUGCUGAGUGGUGCCGCGUUUGACCCGGUGAGCACACGUCUUGCCACCGCGUCCUGCGACCACACAGUGCGGAUCUGGGAUGUGGAGACGGGCAAGCAGAUCUUCGUCUUACAGCAGCAUUCGGGAGGUGUCCGGUAUGUAGAGUUCUCCCCGGAUGGGAGCUUGUUGCUGUCUGAGUCGUUCGACAAGACGAUGAAGAUCUGGGAUGCAUCCACUGGUGUCAUGACUAUGUCACUGGAGGGACACUCCGACGACGUCACGGCAGCGUGCUUCCCUCCAUGUGGGAGGUACAUCGCAUCGGCGUCUCGUGACAAAACAGUGCGGUUGUGGAGGACAAAUGAUGGCUCGUGUGUGGCGACAUUCUCUGAACAUCAGGGAGAUGUGUGGGACGUAGCAUUCUCCCCGGACGGUAAAACACUGUCAUCUGGAGCGUCAGAUGGGAGUGUCUUCGUUAGACGAUUGGACCAGGUCAUUUCAGACACUGAAUACUGGAUCUAG